Orbicella faveolata is the source of this 1329-nucleotide messenger RNA. Its product is annotated as translin-like. NCBI's taxonomy places the organism in Eukaryota, Metazoa, Cnidaria, Anthozoa, Scleractinia, Merulinidae. The record is from RefSeq and is a predicted model, not a curated record. Gene Ontology annotation, molecular function: sequence-specific DNA binding; RNA binding; single-stranded DNA binding. Gene Ontology annotation, biological process: RNA metabolic process.
CGUACACUCAACAAGAUGGAGGCCGAAGCGAAAGAGAAAGAGGAAGCCGAAGAGGGGAAACCACUCAUAUCUCUGUUUGCUUCCUUUCAGGAUUAUUUAUCUAACGAUCAAGAAAUAAGAGAGGAAAUAAAGACAGUCACCCGUGACUUGGAAAAGUCUGCAAGAGAAGUCUUGGCUGUUUUACAAGCAGUGCAUCAAUCUCCAAGUCCUGAAGCUGUGAAGAAAACUUGUGCUAAGAGCAGACAAAUGCUAACUGUUGUCAAGUCACAGUAUGCAAAUCUUGUGGAGAAAAUACCAGCUGGUCAAUAUUACAGAUUCUGUGAUCACUGGCGCUUUGUGAGUCAGCGGUUUGCCUAUCUUGGAGCAUUUAUUGUGUACCUGGAGAGUGAUCGGCUAAUCACACGACCAGAGCUGGCAGAAAUGCUGGGAGUCCAAGUGGAGCGGUCAUCCGAUGGUUUCCAUAUUGAUCUGGAUGAUUUCUUAACUGGACUUCUUCUUCUUGCUAAUGAACUCUCUCGGUUUGCGGUGAAUAGUGUAACCUCUGCGGAUUAUGGCCGGCCUUACAAAAUAGCUGCAUUUGUAGCAGAACUAGAUGCCGGCUUCAGACUGUUGAAUCUUAAAAAUGACUCUCUGAGAAAGAAGUUUGACGGCCUCAAAUAUGACCUGAAGAAAAUCGAGGAAGUUGUUUACGAUCUGACCAUCAGAGGACUGAAACCAGCUAUGGAAGAAGCCUCCUGAAGGGGGCAAAUCAAAACCUCUGGGGGUGAGAGAGAGGAAAGCUCUCAAUAGGGGUUUGACUUUGUGGACUACAACGCUCCGAUGAAGUUGAGAGUUGAACAGAAGCCUACAGAGCAUUACAAUAUUAUGACAAUAUUCGUUGCUAAAGUAUUGCUCAUGGUGAUCAAAACAUCUGGGUCGGUUUGUUCAAAGCCCGAUUAAGCUAACCCAGGAUUCGUGAGAAUUUUGAUUUCAGUUUUGUAACUUUGCGGUGAGGUGUCUGUUUAUAUUGUUUGUCCUUCAGGUUUGAUUUUGAAUAAUCUCAAACUACAUAAAACACAAUGAGAAGUGAAAGACAUUUUUAUAGAAGAAAAGUUAAUGGUUAACUUUGAAUCCUCGGAUAGCGCUAACCGGGUCUCGAGCAAUCCGGCCCUGAAGGUCGGCACACACUAGGAAACAUGUUGCAGUGACAGUUUUCAUGGUGUGCCAUGCCCCCUUUUUGCAAAAACGUCCUGCAUGAUGCAGCUACCUACUACAAGCACAGGCAGCCCAAGCUCUCACUAUGAACCACACAAGCAACACAAUAUGGCAUCGAAAUAUAAGGGUUUAUAU